This is a messenger RNA of Drosophila elegans, 2757 nucleotides long. RefSeq names its product spondin-1. Gene Ontology annotation, molecular function: serine-type endopeptidase inhibitor activity. The transcript is spliced from 6 exons. The record is from RefSeq and is a predicted model, not a curated record. Gene Ontology annotation, cellular component: extracellular matrix. NCBI's taxonomy places the organism in Eukaryota, Metazoa, Arthropoda, Insecta, Diptera, Drosophilidae. Gene Ontology annotation, biological process: cell adhesion. Bases 85 to 2700 code for a protein of 871 amino acids.
CGAAACUUGUGCUCAGUUUGCAACAGUCGAUCGCGUUGAAUGGUUCUUCUGUGCGAUUAGAGUGCCCCCAACACAAAAAACCACAUGUGGCGGUCAAGUGGUGCUCCGCUCGUGGAGCUUCUUCUGGCCUCGCUGGUGAUCGGCAGAGUCGGCUGCCUGAUCUGCACGCGUCGCCCGGCGAACACGGGUUCGCCCAAAUCUCCGGUGGACGAGAACUUCGUAAUAAGCGUUUCGGGCAAUCCGGAAACAUACAUUCUCGGCCAGGAAUACAACGUCUCGCUGAAUGCAUUUAAUGGCCACCGCUACAUCAGUUUCAUCAUGGCUUUGGAGAAUGAAAACGGGGACUUUAGCUACAAGGACGAUUUGGGUCGGUUUGAGUUGAGUGACCUGAUAGAGACCCGCUACAGUCCCAACUGCAUCAAUAUGGUGGAGAACACCAAUACCAAUUCAAAGACGCACAUGCACCUGACCUGGGUGGCGCCCAGUGAGCCUGGAAGUGGCUGCAUCCUGAUCCGGGCCACGGUGCAGCAACAUCGCGAGGUGUGGCACAUGGACGACGGAGGACUGACGCGACGCAUCUGCGAGGAGGUCACCGAUGAUGUGGAAAGCCAGCCAACGAGUCCUGCGGCGGAUGUGCCCUGCUGCGCCUGCGAUGAGGCGCGCUAUGAACUCACCUUCGAAGGCGUUUGGUCGAGGAACUUGCAUCCCAGGUACUUCCCUGCUCGCAAUUGGGAGACUCGAUUCUGUGAGCUUCUGGGAGCGGCCCACAGUUCGGACUAUCGUUUCUGGGAAUCCGGAGCACUGGCCAGUUUGGCUAUGAAGGAAUACGCUGAGCACUGCAGCUCCCGACUUCUGGAACGGGAGUUUAGCGUUAACUUUCGGGACCAGAAAAUACGCACCAUCAUCAAGGCAAGAGGACCUUCGUAUCCCAACAUGAGCAGCAAGACCAUGGCCUCGGUGCGAGUGGAUCCCAUUCAUCACAUGGUGUCCUUUGCCUCCAAGAUAGAACCCUCACCGGAUUGGGUGGUGGGUGUGUCUGGACUGGAGCUGUGCCUGCGCAACUGCACUUGGAUGGAGGAGAAGGUCAUCAAUCUGUAUCCCUGGGAUGUGGGCACAGAUGCGGGUCCCACCUAUACGUCAGCCGAUCAGCCCCAGGUGCCGCCAGAUGUUAUAAGACGCAUGCGUUCCGAUUUUCCCAAUGAUCCACGUUCACCCUUCUACGAUGACUCCGGAGCUCCCAUGAAACCCUUGGCCAUUCUCACAGUGAAGCGCCAGCGCAUCUACGAAAGACGAUGUGCUGAUGAGGAUUCCAACAAUGAUGCGGAUGUGCCACGAGAGUGUCUCACCCAUCCUUGGUCCAGUUGGAGCGACUGCUCCUCCAAAUGUGGUGUUGGCAUGCAGUACAGAAGACGUGUCUACAAGCAGCCCGAGCUGGCCAAGGUCUACAACUGCAAUGUGCCGCAGUAUGAGGAACAGGAAUGUCAGGGCGAGAUGUGCGGCCAAAAUAGUCCCAUGCGAGUCCCGGAGGAGUUUGAGGAUCUGGAGCCGGCGAUCGGGGGAAACGGCUAUCAGCCAGCCAUCAACCAGAGGCGGGCAGAGUGCCAAUUGAGUUUGUGGGGCAGCUGGAGCCCCUGCAGCGUCACCUGUGGCGAUGGUUACGAGAUGCGCCAGCGGCAGUACCUCAAUCCCCAGGCGGAAUCACAGUGCCAGAGUGUCCAUCGCAUGGAGUUGCAGGAAACACGCAAGUGCUCCGGCUUAGCCUGUCUCGGUAACUUACCGGGAUCGUACAAUGGCGAUAUGGAUACCCCCUAUGAAGGGUCUUCUCCUGGUCGCACUGGAGGUAAUAUGUAUGGACCACAGCUUGAAUCGGAGGCAGAGAAUUUCGGAGACUACGAUGAGCCACGAAAUGGAGCAAUGGAUGGCUUCGAAGUGGGCAAUCUCAAGGGCAACACCGGAAACUGGGCAGGGAACAGGCAGCCAGAGCGUCAGGUGAACUCAGGGAGAGAUCCUCCGCCCUACAGGCAGUCCAAUUACAAUCCACCAGCCAGGACAGAGUAUAAUCCACCAGCCAGGACAGAGUACAAUCCACCAGGUAGGACAGAGUACAAUCCACCAGCCAGGACAGAGUAUAAUCCACCAGGUAGAACAGAACGACCCAUUUGGCCAGGGCAACCACCUCGACCCACUGAUCCCCUCUUGGAGGAUGUGGAACGAUCUCCCUGGCAACGUCAGAGGCCAAGCAACAAAUAUGCAUCGAACUUUGCGGCUCCAGAAGAGGAUUCGCCAAGGGAACCGUGGCAGAGGACUGGUCAUUUUGGCAACCAGGAUAGGUAUGCAACUGGCGGUGAUGUGGACUCAUCGCUAUCCAACCGCUGCUUCCAAAUGCUGCAGACGGUGCAGCCACGCUGUCGGGAUCAGACGAUUACGGGCCAGUUUUGGUUCUACAACUUCUGUGCGGACGAGUGCAUGCUGUAUGCCGCGGAUCCGUGCGACCGGAAUGUGAACAAGUUCAGUCGGUGGGAGGAUUGCGAGAGGUGCCGCCAGCCGGAAAUGGCUGCACUGCAGCAGGAGCACACCAAUUCCCCGGAGUGCGAGAACCUUCGGGUCAUUUGGCGGGAGGAGCAGAGGGCCAAGGAAGAAAAACGUAGCUCGAGUGGAAGGCGCAAUUAUGGCGGUUACAGGCAACGCACUAGAAAUUAAUUAAGAAACUAAUUAGUAAUUGGAGAAUAAUUAAAUAUAAUGUAUAUGAAACAUAAA